This is a messenger RNA of Cuscuta epithymum, 2234 nucleotides long. The record is from the annotation of a GenBank genome assembly. NCBI's taxonomy places the organism in Eukaryota, Viridiplantae, Streptophyta, Magnoliopsida, Solanales, Convolvulaceae.
CGCGCCAACCGGCAGACGCCCAACCAUUUCUAUAAGUAGUGUACCAUUUCAGUUGAUUUCUUCUCGUUCAAAUCCGGCGAACGGCUUGUAUCCAUUAAGAAAGUGCAAUUUGUUCCGCUGAUUUGCCGGAAUGGAUGUUCGCCGGCGAUCAAGCAAGCCUCUUUACCAAGGAAAUUCCCUCACCCCCGACGAACCGCACAAACAGAAGAACUCUUCCAAAGCAUCAUCCGCCAAUGCCUCCGACGCAGUCACCCUCUCCCUGUACGCAGCGAAUGGAGUAUUCUUCACCAUGUUCUUCUCUGUGAUGUACUUCCUCCUCCAGCGCUGGCGCGAGAAGAUCCGCAACUCCACCCCCCUGCACGUGGUAACUCUCUCGGAGCUCGCGGCUUUGCUUGGGUUGUUCGUGUCCACGAUUUACCUUCUAGGGUUUUUCGGGAUCGGAUUUGUUCAUUCGUUUAUCUUCAAGGAUUUCUGGGACGAGAUGUACAUACUGGAAGAGGACAGCCGUCGAGGGAGCUGGCCCGCUGCCACCACUGUCGGCUGCUCCGUACCCGCACCACCACCUGCUCGGAAAAUUGCCGCAGAGGUCCCUCAGCAUCCAGCGAAGGUAAACAUGACGGCGUCUGAGAAGCCUGCUCCCGUAAUCACACCAGCCUCAUCAGACAAGGAUGAGGAGAUCAUCAGAUCUGUAGUGGAGGGGAAAACGCCUUCAUAUUCAUUGGAAUCCAAGCUUGGAGACUGUAAACGCGCUGCUUCCAUUCGACGCCAUGCCCUGGAGAGGAUUACUGGGAAGUCACUGGAGGGGCUUCCGCUUGAAGGGUUUAAUUAUGAGACCAUUCUGGGGCAGUGCUGUGAGAUGCCAGUUGGGUACGUGCAAAUUCCAGUGGGAAUUGCAGGGCCAUUGUUGCUUGAUGGGAGAGAGUACUCUGUUCCAAUGGCCACCACCGAAGGAUGCCUGGUCGCCAGCACCAACCGGGGUUGCAAGGCUAUAGGUGCUUCCGGUGGUGCCUUUAGUGUGCUUCUCAAAGAUGGAAUGACUAGAGCUCCAGUUGUGAGGUUUGCCACUGCCAAGAGGGCUGCAGAAUUGAAGUUCUUUGUUGAGGAUCCUUUGAACUUUGAGACUAUUGCCGCAACCUUCAACAAAUCAAGCCGAUUUGGCAGAUUGCAAAGCAUUCAGUGUGCAAUAGCUGGGAAGAAUCUUUAUAUGAGGUUCACCUGCAGUACUGGUGAUGCCAUGGGUAUGAACAUGGUCUCCAAGGGGGUGCAAAACGUUCUUGAUUUUCUUCAGAUCGAAUACCCUGACAUGGAUAUCAUUGGCAUAUCUGGGAACUUUUGCUCAGACAAGAAACCGGCAGCAGUGAACUGGAUUGAGGGGAGAGGCAAGUCGGUUGUAUGUGAAGCAAUAAUCAAGGAAGAUGUGGUGAAGAAAGUGUUGAAGACUGAUGUAGCUUCCCUAGUGGAGCUGAACAUGCUAAAAAACUUGACAGGUUCUGCAUUGGCUGGCGCUCUUGGUGGUUUCAAUGCUCAUGCAAGCAAUAUUGUCUCUGCUGUAUUCCUAGCCACCGGCCAGGAUCCAGCUCAGAACGUUGAGAGCUCUCACUGCAUCACCAUGAUGGAACCGGUCAAUGAUGGCAAGGACCUCCAUGUCUCUGUGACCAUGCCUUCGAUUGAGGUAGGAACUGUUGGCGGGGGGACUCAGCUUGCAUCUCAAUCAGCCUGCUUGAACCUACUGGGAGUGAAGGGAGCAAACAGAGUGUGUCCUGGCUCAAAUGCACGGCUCUUGGCAACCAUUGUGGCUGGUGCAGUUCUUGCUGGGGAGCUAUCCCUUAUGUCUGCCAUUGCCGCAGGACAGCUGGUCAAAAGCCACAUGAAAUACAACAGAUCUGAUAACAAUAUCACAAAGGUAUCCUCUUGAUGUGAUCUCUUCUUGAGGGCCCGGACAUACUCUCCGCUAGUCCUUUCCUGUUUAUAUUCAAGUGGAUCAUCAUAUGUACUAUACUGUAUGGUUGAAUAAUGAAUGAGAUCUAGUUCGGAAUAAAUUCAGCUCUCUGUGUAUGGUCUUAAGGAGUUCAGAUGAGUAUUUGUACUAUAUGUUUUAACUGUAUCUGUUUGCAUGUGUUAUACACUUAUACAUGAUUGUCGGCAAUUUGGAAAUGGACUAUUUCAUCAACUAGAUGGACGAGGAAUUAUUUUCUAUUAUAGAUAUGGUUGGUUUGAUCUAUUGUUAUGAAGUG